This is a messenger RNA of Erythranthe guttata (spotted monkey flower), 843 nucleotides long. NCBI's taxonomy places the organism in Eukaryota, Viridiplantae, Streptophyta, Magnoliopsida, Lamiales, Phrymaceae. The record is from RefSeq and is a predicted model, not a curated record.
AUAUAUAUGUUAUAUUAUAAUGAACAGGUGCCAUAAUAUUAUUUGGUAUAGUUGAAGGUUCUAUUAGGAAGAAGGCAUCUAUAAAAGAUACUAGGAGUACAUCGUUUAUGAGGCCGCCCGCGCCUUCUUUUGCUGAUCACCAAAGACAAAAGCAACCUUCAUUUAUGGAACUCAGACGUUCGGAUGCCAAAGCAGAUUCUUGGGAAAGAGCUCACAUUGCAAAGAUUCGAAAACGGUACGAGAAGAUGACGUUGGAGAUUCUUGCAUGGGAAAAUGAAAAGAAGUUGAGAGAGAAACAUCAAAUGGAAAGGAAAAAGGGUGAAUUGGAGCUAAGGAAAUCAAGAAACUGGAAACACUACCAGAGUAAGGUGGCGAGGAUUGAUGAAAUAGGUGGCGGAGCAAGAGCGCAGGUUGAGGCGAAACGUAAAAAGGAAGAGUCAAUCGUGAAAAACAAGGCGAACCAAAUGAGAUCAACGGGGAAAGUAGCUCCGGUCAUCAACUGCUUCUGCUUCUAAAAUAUGUGCAAAUCUUUUAUUGCCUUCAUAUUGUUUAUUUGAUCAAAAUCCCACAAACAUAUAUGAUUGAAAAAACAUUGAUAAAUUGUACAUGAAAUUGGCAAUUCCUCACCGAACUCUCAUUAAAGCUUCAAAGUUCAUGCCAUCUCCAAAUUACAAGAUCUGUGCUUUUAUAGAUUACGAACAACACACGUUAUGAUUAAAUUAAUUAAAGUUAGAUGGUAUAGGAUUAGUCUAGGCUGAGAUACCCCGUGUUCUAAACUUAUAUGAGAUAUGCUUUAAUCAUAAUUAAUUUUCUAAGAUUAGAUCUGGACCCUAAGAAAAUAAC